This is a messenger RNA of Mugil cephalus (flathead mullet), 5407 nucleotides long. It is a transcript of the gene rps6ka2, whose product is annotated as ribosomal protein S6 kinase, polypeptide 2. Bases 735 to 2975 code for a protein of 746 amino acids. Lineage: Eukaryota; Metazoa; Chordata; Actinopteri; Mugiliformes; Mugilidae. Gene Ontology annotation, molecular function: ATP binding; magnesium ion binding; ribosomal protein S6 kinase activity. The transcript has 22 exons. The record is from RefSeq and is a predicted model, not a curated record. Gene Ontology annotation, biological process: intracellular signal transduction; protein phosphorylation.
CGUGUGUGACUGGAUGCCAUGCAGGGGCAAAGGGAGAAGGGACAGGGGAAGAGGGAGAGGUAGCUGCGUUGCACCAUGUGACCUCGCCAGCUGUUGCUGUAUGCUGUUGGGAGAAACGGGGAGGGAGGUGAGGCAACCGGGGAGAAAGAGGCAGGGAGGGGCCGGGAGCUUGCCUGCACACAAUGUGACUGGUGACAAUCCCUGUUCUGCAGAGAGGGAGAGGGAGAGGGACGCAGCGGGGGAUGAACGCACACAUGCGGGCAGAGCCGUGAGGAGGGAGCUCUGACACACCUCUCCUGAUUCAGCGGAACAGAUUUAUUCGUCACCUCUCCCUGCAGCGUCACGCAGCGAGCCGCGCUGCAAAACACCGUCCACAAUCCCGAACCCAGCCGCACCUGCCCCCGCGCCCGGCUUCCCGCUGUCUUGUCUGCGCACUAGAUUAACGGCUCUGCUGCGACUCGGACGGCGCCCCGACUGCCCUCCACUGCAGCCGAGAGACGGAGCGGGAGGGGGGGGGCACGACAGACCGAAACCCACCGGGGAGAGACGGGCAGCGCAUGUGAAUGAUGGGGAAACUAAAAAGCGGCGACUGCAUUGAGGAUGGGCCAAUGGAGGAACUGCGGGACAAGUAGACAACCAAUACGAGCUCCUCCGCGUCUGCGCCUCUACCUUAGGACCCCCUUGCAGGGAGAUGUUCCUCAUUAUGGGAUAGAUGCACAGGUCUGUUCGUUGCCAUGGAUACCAGCACGCGAAAAUUCACAGUGCGGAGAUGGUUUUCCAUCUACCUGAAGAACAAGGCUGCAAGGAACAAGAACAACACUGGAUUCUGUCAGCUAGAGGAUGACAGUGUACUCAAAGAGAUCGACAUCAGCCACCAUGUUAAGGAGGGCUGUGAGAAAGCAGACCCCUCUCAGUUUCAGCUGCUUAAGGUGCUGGGACAGGGAUCCUAUGGCAAGGUGUUUCUGGUUAGAAAGAUUAGAGGAGUGGACAGAGGACAGCUGUAUGCCAUGAAGGUCCUGAAGAAAGCCACGCUGAAAGUGCGGGAUCGCGUACGAUCUAAGAUGGAAAGAGAUAUUCUGGCAGAAGUGAACCACCCAUUUAUAGUUAAACUCCACUAUGCCUUUCAGACAGAAGGGAAGCUCUAUCUGAUCCUGGACUUCCUCCGCGGAGGAGACCUUUUCACUCGUCUGUCCAAGGAGGUGAUGUUUACAGAAGAGGAUGUGAAGUUUUACCUUGCAGAGCUGGCUCUGGCCUUGGAUCAUCUUCACAGUUUGGGGAUCAUCUACAGGGACCUCAAACCUGAAAACAUUCUUCUAGAUGAAGAAGGACACAUCAAGAUCACUGACUUUGGAUUGAGUAAGGAGGCUAUUGACCACGAUAAAAGAGCGUAUUCCUUCUGUGGAACAAUAGAAUACAUGGCUCCAGAGGUCGUAAACAGGAGAGGGCAUACGCAAAGUGCUGACUGGUGGUCAUUUGGGGUACUUAUGUUUGAAAUGUUGACCGGGUCUUUGCCGUUCCAAGGAAAAGAUCGGAAGGAAACAAUGGCUCUUAUUCUGAAGGCCAAGCUGGGAAUGCCACAGUUCCUCAGCCCUGAAGUGCAGAGUUUAUUACGAGCACUGUUUAAGAGGAAUCCGGCAAAUCGACUUGGUGCAGGACCAGAUGGAGUAGAAGAAAUAAAAAGACAUCGGUUCUUUGCGUCAAUAGACUGGAAUAAGUUGUACAGGAGGGAAAUGAGGCCUCCCUUCAAACCGACUGUCGGAAGACCUGAGGACACUUUCCAUUUUGACCCUGAGUUCACCUCCAGAACCCCGACUGAUUCUCCAGGGAUCCCUCCGAGCGCAAACACGCACCAGUUGUUCCGUGGUUUCAGCUUUGUUGCUACUAAUCAAAAUCAGGAGCCCACUGUUGCUACAGUAGCACCUUCUCGUCAGGAGGUGAACAUCAACCCCAUAGCACAGCAUCUCCGUGGCGAUGUGGCCUUCAAUGACGUUUAUGAGAUGAAGGAAGAAGUCAGACAGACAGGAAGUUUUGUCUGCAGGAAGUGUCUGCACAGAGUUACUGCUGUGGAGUAUUCAGUGAAGGUUAUUGACAGAGCAAGGAAAGAUCCGUCAGAAGAGAUAGAGAUUCUGUUAAGAUAUGGACAACAUCCAAAUAUUAUCACCUUGAAGGAUGUGUUUGACGACGGCCAGAGUGUGUUCCUGGUUCAGGAUGUACUGAGAGGAGAGGAGCUGCUGGACAGAGUUCUGACGCUGCCAAAUUUUACUGAAAGAAAUGCGUCAGACAUCAUCUGCACACUGACCAAAACUGUGGAAUAUUUACACUCACAGGGGGUCGUACAUCGAGACCUGAAGCCCAGCAACAUUCGCUAUUCCGAUGACAGUGGACUCCCAGAAUGCAUCAGGAUAUGUGAUUUUGGCUUUGCCAAACAGCUCCGAGCUGAAAAUGGCUUGUUGAUGACACCCUGUUACACGGCCACAUUCAUGGCUCCUGAGAUUCUGAGGAAGCAGGGAUAUGAUGCCGCCUGUGACAUCUGGAGCCUGGGGAUCCUGCUCUACACUAUGAUAGCUGGUUUCAGCCCGUUUGCCAGCAGUCCUGAGGACACCGCAGAGGAGAUUCUGGCACAAAUCGGCAGCGGGAAAUUCGUUAUCACAGGAGGAAACUGGGACCUGGUGUCGGAUGCCGCCAAGGACAUUGUGACUAAGAUGCUCCACGUAGACCCUCACCAGCGCCUGACUGCCCCCCAGGUUCUUCGUCAUCCCUGGAUUGUAGAGAAAGACCAACUGUCUGAUAAAAUCCUGAUCAGACAUGACGCCCUCACCGUCAAGGGGGCUCUGUCCGCCACCUACUCUGCUCUGAGGCGCUGUGCUCCUGCUCCAGUCCUGGAACCUGUUCAGUCCUCUAGCCUGGCUCAGCGGAGAGGGAUGAAGAAAACGGGGAGUUCAAAAGCUCAUUCAGACCCUAAAGAAAAGGAAUAGCCUGAAUAAAAUUCAAAAGUAAUCUUAAAUCUUAAUUACGAGCCGACACAAUUAAAGAAGAUGUACUCUUCGUUUGAAAAAGCACAAACCCUAGUUAAUUAACUUUAUCAAUAAAAGGCCCAUUUGCACCGGCAACUGGAUUAGCUUCAGUUUGAUUCAAAGUUAAAUUGUAAACCUUUUUUUUAAAGUAAUCUCUGAUGUGGACCUUCAUAGAGAAUUUGACAAAAGACCCAGAGGCUUAAUGAAGUUGUAGACCUUAAAAUAAACCAUACUUCAUUUUGAACCAAAGAGGAUUUAAUUGAAACAUACAGUCUUAAUAGAUUAUUUGGGCUUCCCUUGUUUGUCCUCUGGGCAUUAGUUUAAAAUUUGGCCUUGAUAUGCAACUAAUAUUUAGCUAUAUUACUCCUAAUUCGACCAUGGCUCCCUAUUAACUAAUAUUCAGAAAUAUGUACAUUUAUUUCCUUGUGGUCACACACUACAUGCUAUUUGAGGAGACAGUGCAAUAUAGACUGUGCAGUAUACACAGACAAACUGUUACUUGCCUUGAAUUGUAUCAUGCAGCUCCAGGUGGGACAAAAUAAGACUGAAUACCAAAAUAAAAAGUAGGAUUCAACUCCCUCAGUUCACUUACACCAAUAACAUAUUCCGCAGACACGACUGUAAGAUAUCAGAGGCACAGAAUUGAGUCCCAAAUUUAAUAACUUGAGACAAAAUCUGAAAGGCUUGCAGUUUAGCUUGGACAAUGGCACCAAUGACUCAUGAAUUCACUUGGACUGUUUUAUUUGAAAAUACUUGAUACUUUCCACCACCACUAAAGAUGUUAUAGAGGAGCACCCCAGUAGCUCACCUAGUUGAAUAGUUGCCCCAUAAACUGAGGCUAUAGUCCCUAUUGCAGCCUGUGCUUUUUGCUGUACAUCAUCUCUUUUAACAGCUCUCUCCACUAGUAACUUCCAAAUAAAGGCCAAUAAAAAAAGAUAUAAAGAAAACUCAAGAAGGAAUAUGUCACUGUAACCACACUGAGUAUUGUCAGGGUCCCCAGUCUGUCACAGGGCUGACUAAUUUCACCAUUAAUCGACUGAUGGAUUAAGUUGAAUUAAUUCAUUGCUUUGUUAUUAAGAAUGAAAAAUAUGACAAAUUGGAGUAAACAAUAAUUUCACAAUAAUUAUUUUGCUUAAAAUACAAACUACAAAAAUUACAUAUUAAAUGACAACUUGAAAACUCAAAUGUUAGGGCCUGUGACUUGACUUGCGACUUGAGUGGAAGGAAUUACUUGUGACUGCAAAACAAACUGAACUAGUCCCACUUCUGAUAUAUAGUAUUUAGGUGAAAUUCUAUUUUUCCUCCAACCAGUCUGCUGCGUUCUGCAGAUUUAUGCAUGUUAAAAAUGUAAAUAUUGUACCAAAGUGAGCUAUUUCUUGAGAUAACAAUGCCACUGAGUCUUACUGUUCAUGAUAUGCUUAAUAAUUUUACUGUAUGUAUUGUUGUCCUCCAUGAAUACAGCCUUUAACUCUAUUGUUAAAUGUAUCAUUGCUUCACCUCCCAGAUUAGAAUGAACAGAGAGCUGUUGGGGAGGUUACGACUUUGUGUUUAAUCAUGACAUAUUCAAAAUGGUAUUUUGUAUAAGAGCAGCUCUGGAGAGCAUCCAGUGGUUCUCUUGUCACACUUGUAACAACACUCUACACAUUGUGUUAUUGAAUUAACGUUCAAUGUGUUAGUUCAUCGUUGUGUGUGGGCCCGAGUGUAGCUGCCAGUGGGCUUCUGUUAGUGUCUGAAAGCCAAAAAGUUUGAGAACCACUGUGUCAGAAGUUUGUACAUACUGUCUAUUGCUGCUGCCCUGAUUGUGUCUAAUGAGAUACACAAAUACGAGGUAAGAUUGGACAGGGUGUUUCACAGACAUAAGUAGCACUUUGUGUUUUACGGUUUACCUGUAGGAAUGUAGAUUAUGAUGCUCCAAAACUUACACACUUAGACGUAGAACAAAAUAUACUGAGCAGUGUAACCACUAAGCAAUGUAGCAGAGACAGAGUCAUUCUGUACUUAUUAUCUUUGCUGACACACAAACUGUAUGUCUUGUGUUGCACCACAUAACUGUAAGAGGUGCAGUUAGAAAUAAUGCAAUUAUGAGUAUGCAGACAAGGCUGUAGAUAGAGUGCUGUACGACAAUGUGUUUGUGGUACAGCUGUAUAUACUGUUUACAAUGUUAGACUGUGCAUUCAGUCAUCCUGAACCGCCACUAAAUUGUAUAUUUAUAUAGUUCUGUAUAUCUAUCUGCCACCAAGGAUUGUACAUAUUGUGUUAGCUAAUUUAUUGUACAUAUGACAUUGUGUUGUGCACCCAUUGCUGAGAGUGUACAUAUUGUCUAUACCUGGCCAAUAAGUGAAAUAAUUGGCUAGAAUGCCAAAGUUUUACAAAUAAACUAAAAGAACAGAAAA